Messenger RNA from Penicillium subrubescens, 459 nucleotides. RefSeq lists its product as uncharacterized. The record is from RefSeq and is a predicted model, not a curated record. Gene Ontology annotation, molecular function: carbohydrate:proton symporter activity. The transcript has a single exon. Gene Ontology annotation, biological process: carbohydrate transport; transmembrane transport. NCBI's taxonomy places the organism in Eukaryota, Fungi, Ascomycota, Eurotiomycetes, Eurotiales, Aspergillaceae. The coding region runs from base 1 to 459 and encodes 152 amino acids. Gene Ontology annotation, cellular component: membrane.
AUGAUUUACUCGCUUCUGUUCUGCUCUGUUGCAUUUGCCAUCAUUUUGGGGACUUCCAAGUUGUCCUACGAAGAUCCUGCUCACUCCAGCGCUGCUAAUACCUCAGUUGCUUUCAUCUACCUCUUUGGCAUUGUGUUUUCUUUUGGUUGGACGCCGCUGCAAAGUAUGUAUAUCGCCGAGACGCUGACGACCAAUACCUUUGCCAAGGGCAUUGCAGUUAGAAAUUUAUUGUCUAACAUCAGCGGUGCGGUUAUUCAACGCAGCUCUGGACCUGCGUUUGAGAAGCUCAAAUAUUACUUCUACGCUGUGUUUAUUGCGUGGGACCUUAUUGAAAUGGUCGUAAUCGACUUCUGGUUCCCGGAGACAAAAGAGCGAACCCUUGAAGUGCUGGAAGAGGUCUUCUCUGCUCCAAAUCCUGUGAAGAAGAGUUUGGAGCGACGUGACAUUAGCACAGUGUAA